Molecule: messenger RNA, 1081 nt
Organism: Episyrphus balteatus (marmalade hoverfly)
Lineage: Eukaryota; Metazoa; Arthropoda; Insecta; Diptera; Syrphidae
Product: 23 kDa integral membrane protein-like
Exons: 6
Coding region: 277-957 (226 amino acids)
Cellular component (GO): membrane
Source: RefSeq, a predicted model, not a curated record
UUUGCUUUUGCUAGCGCUACACAACGUAGAUAUUUCUCUCUCUCGACUUGGUCGGUCUUUACUUUUCAUUUUGAGGCGAAAAGAUCUUUUCUCAUUCUUGCCACUUGCAUUUUACUAUAUUUUGUACCUCAACAUAAGGUACUGUAUCUUUCGACAAAAACAAACAAAAAUAUCACCCACCACCACUUAAUAAUAUUGAUCUUUGAUCGUGAAUCGGUUAUUUUUGUGUAUCUUUUUUUGUGAAAUAAAAAAAAGAAUUAAAAUCAUUCCAUAAAAAUGGGCUGCGGAAUAUCAAUGGUUAAAUAUAUUCUAUUCCUCUUCAAUCUUCUUUGUGCGAUAUGCGGUAUACUGAUGAUAGUUGCUGGUUCAAUGCUUUUCAGCAAUGUCAGCACCGUCGAUGAACUUUCGGAGGCUAUUAAAGUGCAACAGAUACCAAUCACACUCAUUGUAUUGGGAUCUGUUAUCACAAUGAUAGCAUUCUUUGGAUGUUGCGGAGCCUUACGUGAAUCUUAUUGCAUGUCAAUGACAUAUGCGUGCUUCCUGUUUGUUUUGAUGGUCGCUCAAAUAGCUUUGGUAGUUUAUGUGUGGAUAUAUAAACAGGACUAUGUAAACAAUAUGGGUCAAGUUGUAGAUAAAGCUUGGAGUCGUCGUACUGAGAAGGCUAAUUACAUGGAUGCUCUUCAAAUUGGUUUCCAUUGUUGUGGAAAGAAUGACUACAGGGAUUAUACUUAUCAAGGAUAUUUCCCCACAACAUGCUGUGAUGAUGCUAAGAAUUGUAAUUCUGAAACUGUUUAUAAACAAGGUUGCAAAAUGGCAUUCAAGAAUUUCUGGGAUAGUAACAGCGAUUUGAUUAAAUAUGCUGGAUUAAUUGUAGCUGCCAUCGAGUUUGUUGGAUUCGUAUUCUCCUGCUGUUUAGCAAACAGUAUUAACAACUACAAACGAAGGUCUGCAUAUUAAAAGACCCAACACAUAGAUGUUAAACAUCAUUUAAAUCUUUUCUCAAUUCACAAGAUUUAAUUCAACGAGGUGCUUACGAAUUACAAAUUUUAUUAUAAUGUAUUAAUUUUAUUAAAAAAAAAAA